Molecule: messenger RNA, 1798 nt
Organism: Xenopus tropicalis (tropical clawed frog)
Lineage: Eukaryota; Metazoa; Chordata; Amphibia; Anura; Pipidae
Gene: cipc
Product: CLOCK-interacting pacemaker
Exons: 4
Coding region: 126-1166 (346 amino acids)
Biological process (GO): negative regulation of DNA-templated transcription; negative regulation of circadian rhythm
Source: RefSeq, a predicted model, not a curated record
UCAUCUGGCUGUUUGACCUAGGCAAAGAGUGAAGUUAACCUGAAUGGGGGAGGGGGUGACAAGAUUCGGGACGAAUGGCAUGAAUGAAGGGGUUUCUAGGCUUUUCUAAAAGGCUCUGAGAAGAUAUGGAGAAGAAUCAGAAAUAUGCAGCUGGACAAGAAAGAUUUCAGAUUAGGUCAGGUCAUGGGGAUGGUCAGAGAUCAGAGCCCAGGAAGACACAAACUAUUAUAGAAUCUGACAAGGACUCUGGCUACUCAGAUGUUGCAUCAGAGUGCCUAAGCUCUGUUGAGCAGACUGAUUCAGAAGAGGGUCCAACUACAUCACGCUGCAAUUUAGCAUGGAGCCCCUCAGGCAAAACUCCAUCGCAACCACAUUCAUUGGUCGUCUUGAAAAACCUGCUUGUUGAUCAGGGGUCCGGCCCUGAGCCUAAUGCCAGCUCCUGGGCUGUCCACCCUUCCUUUCAACUGCUUCAGACUUCUCCACAGAUCCUCUUUUUUCCCCAGACUGUGUCUUCUGCCAAGCCAUCUACCUGUACAAAGGAUGCCAAGUACCUGCCCAUCUUAAAAUCCUACACAAAGAUUGCACCACAUCCAUCACACCAUCCCUCCAAUAUAUCCCUUCCCUGUUCCAGAAAGAGGGGACCAGAUGAGAGGCCUCAUAACCAGGCAAAGAGGCAGUGUUCUAAGGGCCACAGUGGGAGUCGCAAAGGGAUGGAUGCCACUGCCUUGUUAGAUACAGGAAUACAAGAAGGCCUCCUUGACCAAAAUGUGAAAGAAAGUGCUCUCUCUACCAAGAACAAAGAGCUGGACAUGCUAAUGACAACUCCGAACAUUAAUUCAUAUGAGAAGGGUUCCAAAGUUGCUUCUUUGGAUACAACGCAGAACCUUCUCAGUGCAGAUCAACAGAACAAAUCACGGCGCUUUCAGAAUACCCUGGAUGUUUUGCACCGCUCUGGCUUGCUGAACAUUGCCAUGAAGACAAAGGAACUGGCACGGCACAACCAGGCUACUCAAAUCCAGUUGGAGAAGCUGCACAAACAGGUGCAGCUUUAUGCCACAGCAAUAAGUAGUAACCACCCUCAAGACUGGCAGAGACUUCAGGAUUCUUUGACAGAGGUUGGAAAAGGAGAUAAAAUGGACCUGUCAGUCAAAGAAAUUAAUUUGUAACAUUUCAUUUUUUAGCUUAUUUUAAGGUAUAGUAUUGGCAGUGGUAUUCCUUUUGUCUGCCCAACACCACUCUCUACCAAAAAAAGUAGACCAACAAAAGAUGCAGUGGUUCCAAGUGUUAGAAAAAGCAUCUUUAUCCCAUAUGCAUCUUUAUCAGCAUAUGUUCACCCAUUAUCUUAAAUAAGAGUGAGAGUCACAUUUAAGACAGUUGGUUUAGAAAAAGGAGACUUCGGUGGCAUCUCUAGAAAAGAGAAUGUUAGUAGCACUGUAAAGAAGGCACAGUACCAGAAUGGCAGUCAGAGAGAGAAAGCGAGAGAGAGAGGGCAUGAAAUGUUAGCAAGUUUUGUGCAUUGAGCAGAGCUUGGUGGCAUCAUUACGUGAUCACGGCAGAGAUAUUUGUAUAAGCUCAGCUAACAUCCUGAGAUUGGCAAGUAGUGCAAAGCUGCCCAUUUUAUCUAAAUAUGAGCGUCCAUUUUAUUUCAUUUUUGUAUUUUCGUAUUGAACAACAUGUAGAAAAUAUGUGAAUGACUCUAACCAACUCAAGAAUCAGUCCAUGUAUGCUAGGUAUGGCUGCUUGUACAAUUUCAUUUGAUACAGAAUAAACAAAUACUUUGACGUUUUCUUCAAGCUUU